GCGGGCAGGGGGCGUGGCCGGGGAGCGAUGGCGGCGCUGCGGGUCCUGGUCGGGGUGAAGCGGGUCAUUGACUACGCGGUCAAGGUGCGGGUGGCGGCGGGCGGCGGGGGGGUGCAGACCCAGGGGGUGAAGCACUCGCUGAACCCCUUCUGCGAGAUCGCGCUGGAGGAGGCCGUGCGGCUGCGCGAGCGGGGGGCAGCCGCCGAGGUCAUCGCCGCCAGCGUCGGGACGCGCCUCUGCCAGGAGACCCUCCGCACCGCCCUGGCCGUCGGGGCCGACCGGGGGGUGCUGGUGGAGGUGGGGGAGGGGGCGGCCCUGGGCCCGCGGGAGGUGGCGGCGGCGCUGGCCGGGCUGGUGGGGCGGCUGCAGCCGCAGCUGGUGCUGCUGGGCAAGCAGGCCAUCGACGACGACUGUAACCAGACGGGGCAGCUCUUGGCCGCCAUGUUGGAUUGGCCCCAGGGGACCUUCGCCUCGCGCGUGGCGCUGGAGGCCGGCGCGGCGCUGGUGGAGCGGGAGGUGGACGGGGGCCUCGAGAGGCUGCGGCUGCGGCUCCCGGCCGUGCUGACGGCGGACCUGCGCCUCAACGAGCCGCGCUACGCCACGCUGCCCAACAUCAUGAAGGCCAAGAAGAAGCCCCUGGAGGUGGUGGCGGGCUCGGAGGUGGGGGUGCCCCCGGGACCCCCCCGGCUGCGGGUGCUGAGGGUGGAGGAGCCCCCGCCCCGGAAGGGGGGGCGGCGCCUCGACACCGUCCCGGAGCUGCUGGAGCGGCUGCGCAGCGACGGGCGCAUUUAGGGGGCGGCGCCGCGCCCCGCCCAGGGACGGCGGCUGGGGGCGGGGCUCGGCGGCUGGGGGCGGGGCUCGGCGAGGCUCCGCCCACGCGGCCGCCUUGGAACUCGUUAUUGGUCUUUUAUGGGUGUGUCUGUGGUUUUCUUGGGACGAGAAACCAGUAUAAACCAGUUUGGGUCUGG
Messenger RNA from Phalacrocorax carbo (great cormorant), 968 nucleotides. Lineage: Eukaryota; Metazoa; Chordata; Aves; Suliformes; Phalacrocoracidae. The record is from RefSeq and is a predicted model, not a curated record.